This is a messenger RNA of Iphiclides podalirius (scarce swallowtail), 237 nucleotides long. The record is from the annotation of a GenBank genome assembly. NCBI's taxonomy places the organism in Eukaryota, Metazoa, Arthropoda, Insecta, Lepidoptera, Papilionidae.
AUGAACGAGACUUACUUAGAUGAGGGAUCCGAGUUCCGCUUGGAGAAGCUUAAAAAGCCCGAAAAUGUUGCCGGCAUCAUUUUCGUUAAGUCCUGUGAAUAUGUCGACACAUCACUGCCCUGCGAGAAUAGACUCGACUUCUAUAAAAAAACUAUUGCGCUGCCGUUCCUCUGCUUGGAGCGGAUCAAGAACCCUAUUGUAAUAAAAGACGACAAAGACGACCAGACGAAAACAAUU